AUGAAGUUUAUCAUAUUCUUCGUUAUGCUUUUUGCUGCAACUUUGGCUCGCCCUGAUGCACAAAUCCUUACACUGGACAGCGAAGUUGGGCCAUCCAGCUACAGGUUUGCUUCUGAAACUUCCGAUGGCAACAAACAUACCUCUGAAGGACAUCUGGAGAAUGUUGGCACCGAACACGAAUCUCUUGCAGUCAGGGGUAGCUACUCUUGGGUUGACGAAAAGACUGGAGAACAAUUUACCGUGAACUAUGUUGCUGAUGAAAGUGGUUACCAUCCAUCUGGGGCUCAUUUGCCUGUUGCCUAA
Stomoxys calcitrans (stable fly) is the source of this 303-nucleotide messenger RNA. RefSeq names its product larval cuticle protein 65Ab1-like. Bases 1 to 303 code for a protein of 100 amino acids. Gene Ontology annotation, molecular function: structural constituent of chitin-based larval cuticle. Gene Ontology annotation, cellular component: chitin-based extracellular matrix. Lineage: Eukaryota; Metazoa; Arthropoda; Insecta; Diptera; Muscidae. The record is from RefSeq and is a predicted model, not a curated record. The transcript has a single exon.